AUGAAUAAUAAAUUCAUCAUAUUCUCAUUGUUGCUUGCUUUAGUAGCAAGUCAAACAUACAGUUUAACAUCAUGCACAUGUGCAUAAUUGUUAUCAGAAGGAGAUUGCAUCAAAAAUGUUUCACUUGGAUGUUCAUGGGAUACAACAAAGAAAACUUGUGGAGUUUCAACAACUCCUGUCACUCCAACAGUGACUUAUGCAGCAUAUUGUGAUACAUUUGCUGAAACUGAUUGUCCAAAAGCUAAACCAUGUACUGAUUGUGGUAACUACGCCGCUUGUGCUUGGGUUGAAAGCAAAUGUACAUUCUUUACAGGAUGUACACCUUUUGCUAAAACACUUGAUUCUGAAUGUUAAGCAAUCAGUAAUAGAUGUAUCACCGAUGGAACUCAUUGUGUUGAAGUUGAUGCUUGUAGUACUUACAAAAAGUAACUUCCAUGUGUCAAAAAUGCUGCCGGAAGCUUAUGCUAUUGGGAUACAACAAAUAACACUUGUGUUGAUGCCAACACUUGUGAUAAAUUACCAGCAACAUUCGCAACAGACAAAGAUUGCAGAGAUGUGAUUUCAACUUGUACAACAAAAACCGGAGGUGGAUGUGUUGAUAGUGGAAAUAACUGCAGCGAUUAAACAUUAGAAAUUCAAUGUGUUUGGAAUAAAUUAAAAACAACUUCUUGCUAUUGGGAUGGAGCUGCAUGCAAAGAUAGAAUUUGUGAUAAUGCCCCAACAAGUUUGACAACUGAUGAUGCUUGUAAGACAUUUAGAACUGAUGGAACAUGCACAACAAAAGCUAAUGGAGGUUGUGUAACUAGAACUACAUGUGCUGCUGCAACAAUUUAAGCAUCAUGUAUCAAAAAUAGUUCAGGUGGUGAUUGUUAUUGGACAGGAACUGCCUGUGUCGAUAAGACAUGUGCAAAUGCUCCAACUACCAUGACAACUAAUUCAGCAUGUGCAGGAUUUGUUACAGGAUGUAUCACUAAAUCUGGUGGUGGUUGUGUUGCUAAUGGAGCUUGUUCAGUUGCUAAUGUUCAAGCAGCUUGUGUUAAAAAUUCAAGUAAUUUUGAUUGCAUUUGGGAUACAACUUGUAAAGAAAAAACAUGUGCCAAUGCCCCUACAACUAAUAACACUCAUGAUUUAUGUACAUCUUAUUUAUCUACUUGUACCGUUAAGUCAGGUGGUGGAUGUUAAAAUAGAACAUGUGCCAAUGCUCCAACAACAAUGACUACUAAUGAUGCAUGUGAAGCUUAUCUCACUGGAAAUAAUUGUAUAACAAAAUCAGGAGGUGGAUGUGUUACAAAUACAACAUGUGCUGCAAUAACUUUAGAAGCUGCUUGUGUUAAGAAUUCUUCUGGAUCAACUUGUUUCUGGGAUACUGCAAGUUCAAGCUGUAAAGAUAAAACAUGUGUGAAUGCUCCAGCAACUAACACUACUCAUGAUCUCUGCUAAGCCUUCUUAAAUACCUGUACAGUAAAUUCAACAAGCGCAGGAUGUGUUGAAAAAACAUGUGAAAAUUCAUUGGUUUUGGCUAUUUGUGAUAAAGAUACAAGUAGUAGAGCAUGCAUUUGGAAAGGAAAAUGCUAUAAGAAAUAAUGUGUGUUAGCUUCAUCUGCCACAACUACUCAUGCUGACUGUUAAACUUAUCACUCUACAUGUACCUUGAGCAAUUCAGGAACUGGAUGUGUUCCACUCCCCCUUAAAUGUGAAGCUAUCACUAUUGAAGCUGCUUGCAAUUUGAAAGCUAAUGGUUAACCAUGUGGAUGGAAUGGAUCUUAAUGUAUUGAUAAAGCUUGCUCAACUGCCUCUAAGACAUUCACUACAACUUCAUAAUGCACAGGACACAUAUCAACUUGUGUUGCAAAUAAUCCUGUAACUGUUAAUGGUUCUUUGACAAUUUAAGGAUGUUAAGAUUUACCAACAACAUGCGCAGCUAGAAAAUCAUCAGAAAAUUGUGAAAUCACAAGAGUUGGAUUCCCAACAUGUUUAUGGGUCUCAUCUUCUACUUCAUGUGUUGAAAAAUCAUGCGCUACUGCUAGUACAGUGGGAACAACAGGUGCACUCUCUGCAGGAGGAUUUACUUUUUCUGGUUGUUAAACUUAUUUAAAUACUUGUAUUUCAAAUAAUACUGCUGAUGGGUGCAUAGCUAAACCAUCUAGUUGUUCAUCAUUAGUUUCAUCCAAUUGUAGAGAUGGAUCUAAGGCAAGUGGAGAUUGUUAUUGGAAUGGAAGUAGUUGUGUUGAUAAGACUUGUGCAAACAUUAUUCAAACAACUCAUAAUAGUUGUAAUACUACAUUCAAUUAAUGCACAGUGAAUAAUGGAGGAACAGCAUGUUAAACAUUGGCAACUGCCUGCACAUCUUAUUCAACAUAAGAAAAUUGUAAAUUCACAUCAACAAAUAAGAAUUGUGUUUGGACUGGAUUAGCUUGUAGAAAUGCCACUUGCGCUGAUGCUCCCGAUACUACCGCUUAUGAUAGUGAUACAGAAUGCUUAGCUUACCCAACACCAAGCGAAACCUGUACAGUUGUCUACAAAGUUGGAGCUUAAGGAUGUGUAUCAAAAUCAGCAAAUUGUUCAGAUUAUAUGACAUCAGCUUAAUGCCAUAAAACUCUCACAAAUCUAACAGCAAAUGAUGAUUGUAAGUGGAUUGUUGAUAGAUGUUAUGCAUUGUCCUCUUUUGCUACAGGAGCUUGCACAACUUUCAAAGGUACUAAAACAAUGUGUGAAGGAUAUAGAGCAGGAUGUACAAACACUGUAGGUGCAGCAUCUUCAGCUUCUUGUACUUUAGAUUGUACUUUAAAAACAGGAUCAAGUUUGACAUUUGCAGAUUGCUAAGCAUUAGAUUCUACAUGUUCAGUCAAAAAAGAUGGCACUGGUUGUAUUGCUAUCUAAUCUACUUGUGCUGGGUACGGAUCUACAGCAGCUAAUUGUUUCAGAUCAAGUGCAAGUGGAACUGCAGGAUACUGUGCAAUGAACACAAAUUGCCAAUCAGUGACUUCAGCCUCUGAAUGUGCAUUAGUGACUGGAUUAACAGGUUUGGAUCAUUCUAAAUGUUAGCUAUAUCACUCUUCUUGCACAUCCUUAAAAAAUGGUACCGGAUGUUAGGAGUAUAAGACAGUAUGUUCGGGUUAUACAGCUGAUAAUAAUUGUUCUGGUUCAGGAUAAGGAAAAUGUUUCUGGAAUGGAAGUAGUUGUAAUCGGUUUACUAGUUGCUCCUCAAUCACAGGAACAGGAUUAACUGAUGCAAUUUGCGCUGCUAAAAAUGCUGCUUGUUUUGCUAAUGCAACAGGAACUGCUUGUUAUGCAAAAGCUGCCACCUGUGCUGGAUAUACAGUAUCAGCAAAUUGUAUGGUUACUAAUGCAGGAACACCAGUAUAGUGUGUAUGGUCAGGUACUGCAUGUGCUGAUUUAGCAACUCCUGCUACAUAAUGCUAAUUAGUGACAGGAACAGGAUUAACUGAUGCAAUUUGCGCUGCUAAAAAUGCUGCUUGUUUUGCUAAUGCAACAGGAACUGCUUGUUAUGCAAAAGCUGCCACCUGUGCUGGAUAUACAGUAUCAGCAAAUUGUAUGGUUACUAAUGCAGGAACACCAGUAUAGUGUGUAUGGUCAGGUACUGCAUGUGCUGAUUUAGCAACUCCUGCUACAUAAUGCUAAUUAGUGACAGGAACAGGAUUAACUGAUGCAAUUUGCGCUGCUAAAAAUGCUGCUUGUUUUGCUAAUGCAACAGGAACUGCUUGUUAUGCAAAAGCUGCCACCUGUGCUGGAUAUACAGUAUCAGCAAAUUGUAUGGUUACUAAUGCAGGAACACCAGUAUAGUGUGUAUGGUCAGGUACUGCAUGUGCUGAUUUAGCAACUCCUGCUACAUAAUGCUAAUUAGUGACAGGAACAGGAUUAACUGAUGCAAUUUGCGCUGCUAAAAAUGCUGCUUGUUUUGCUAAUGCAACAGGAACUGCUUGUUAUGUAAAAGCUGCCACCUGUGCUGAAUAUACAGUAUCAGCAAAUUGUAUGGUUACUAAUGCAGGAACACCAGUAUAGUGUGUAUGGUCAGGUACUGCAUGUGCUGAUUUAGCAACUCCUGCUACAUAAUGCUAAUUAGUGACAGGAACAGGAUUAACUGAUGCAAUUUGCGCUGCUAAAAAUGCUGCUUGUUUUGCUAAUGCAACAGGAACUGCUUGUUAUGCAAAAGCUGCCACCUGUGCUGAAUAUACAGUAUCAGCAAAUUGUAUGGUUACUAAUGCAGGAACACCAGUAUAGUGUGUAUGGUCAGGUACUGCAUGUGCUGAUUUAGCAACUCCUGCUACAUAAUGCUAAUUAGUGACAGGAACAGGAUUAACUGAUGCAAUUUGCGCUGCUAAAAAUGCUGCUUGUUUUGCUAAUGCAACAGGAACUGCUUGUUAUGCAAAAGCUGCCACCUGUGCUGAAUAUACAGUAUCAGCAAAUUGUAUGGUUACUAAUGCAGGAACACCAGUAUAGUGUGUAUGGUCAGGUACUGCAUGUGCUGAUUUAGCAACUCCUGCUACAUAAUGCUAAUUAGUGACAGGAACAGGAUUAACUGAUGCAAUUUGCGCUGCUAAAAAUGCUGCUUGUUUUGCUAAUGCAACAGGAACUGCUUGUUAUGCAAAAGCUGCCACCUGUGCUGGAUAUACAGUAUCAGCAAAUUGUAUGGUUACUAAUGCAGGAACACCAGUAUAGUGUGUAUGGUCAGGUACUGCAUGUGCUGAUUUAGCAACUCCUGCUACAUAAUGCUAAUUAGUGACAGGAACAGGAUUAACUGAUGCAAUUUGUGCUGCUAAAAAUGCUGCUUGUUUUGCUAAUGCAACAGGAACUGCUUGUUAUGCAAAAGCUGCCACCUGUGCUGAAUAUACAGUAUCAGCAAAUUGUAUGGUUACUAAUGCAGGAACACCAGUAAAUUGUUUUUGGAAUUCAGCAGCAACUAGCCCUGAGGCAUCUUGUCAAUAAUUAUCAGGUCCCUAAUGUAGUUCAAUAACUGGAUCAGGGCUUGAUCACACUCAAUGUUAAGACUACAGCGCAAAUUGUACAUCAGUGUCUGAUGGGUCAGCAUGUUAAGAUUUAAAACUUACAUGCGAAUAAUAUCCAGGGACAACUCUAGGUUGCACAAAAACUGCUACUUCAAAAUGUUAUUUAUAAGGUUCUGCUUGCAUUACAAUAUCAAAUGUUGCAACUGAUUGCGCUAAAAUUACUGGAUCUGCUGGAACUAUAACAUAUGAAAUUUGCUAAUCGUAUAAUACAGGUUGUAGCGUAAAUAGAGCAAGAAGUGCUUGUGUCUAAUAAUAAGCAUAAUGUUCAGGAUAUACAAGUGCAAUGACAAGUUGUUAUAAAUCAGGAGCUGGUUUAUGUAUUGCAAGUACAAAUACAGAUACUGCUUGUGUAGCUGCAACAGCUGCAACAGCUUGCGAUGCUGUGUAUUUAGGAGCAGGAAAUUACAGCAGUGCCAAUUGUAAUGAAAUGAAGGCUGGAUGUACAAAUAAUGGAACAACUGCAUGCGUAGCAAAAACUUGUGCAAAUGCUGUGGUUACAUUUAAUCAUACAAAUUGUUAUAGUUAUCUCAACACCUGUACUGUAAAUUCUGGAAACAGUGCAUGCUAAACUAUGGCAUCUAAAUGUGCAGAUUAAACUUAAGCUUCUUGUCUUUACUCAGUUGAAGGAGAAUGUGUAGUAGUAGGUACUUCUUGCGUAAGAAAGACUUGUGAUACAGCAGCAACCGAUAAUACUCGGGAUGAUGACACUGAAUGUUCAGCUUAUUAACAAUCUUGUACUGUUGCUAGAUUAGGAGGUUGCCAAGCCAGAGCAGCUUGUGCUUCUUACAAAUCAUCACUCUAAUGUAAAUUUAAUACUAGUGGCGGAAAAUGUUUCUGGAAUCCAACUAAUAAGACAUGUGUUGAUUUGAAUUGUGGCAAUAUCGAAGCCACAACUUUAUAUGAUACUCAUAAUGAAUGUGUUGCCGUUGAUGCAACCCUUGCUUGCACAGUUAGAGCUACAAAUGGAGCAGCCGCUUAAGGGUGUAUGGCUAGAGGAGCAUGUGCUUCUUAUACAAUUGAAGAACAAUGUAAAACUAACGCAAGUAAUGGUGUUUGUGUUUGGAAUACAAAUGCUAAUUUGCCAGCACCUGCUUGCUAAGAUAAGUCUUGUACCAGUGCUCCAACAUCCACUACAACUCAUAAUGAUUGCUAUGCUUACUACAAUACUGCAACAGUAAAAUGUACUGUUGUUGCCACUCCAAGCAAUAGUGGUGGUAAUCCAACUUUAGGAGGAUGUUAACAAACUGCUGCUUGUUCAAGUUAUAUUGAUAAAGAAUAAUGUUAAAUCAACGCCAAUGGUGAUCCAUGUGGAUGGAAUGGAACAUAAUGUGCUGACAAAUCUUGUGCUACUGCUCCUGCAACUGCAGAUUAUGAUGAUGAUACAAAAUGUAGAGCUUACAUCACUAAUAAAUGUACAGUCUCAGAUUCUGGAUAAGGAUGUGUAGAAAUUCCUGCAACAUGUGAAACUAUGACAUAGAAGUAAUGUUAUUAUAAUAAGGCUGGAGAUCCUUGUUAUUGGACAGGAACAGCUUGUAUUACAAAAUCAUGUGACAAUGCUCCUGAUGCAACUGCUACUGCUGAUGAAUGUAAUACCUAUUUAGCUGGAUGCACUUUAGAUAAUGUUAAAUGUAAAACUAAAGUUUGUGAAGAUUUUGCCUUUGCUACUGAUGCUUUAUGCAAACAAGCUAUCUCUACCUGCACAACAAAUGGAACAAAUUGUGUUACAAGAGGAACAUGCUUCUAAGCCUUAAGUCAAGCUGGAUGUGUCACAUCCUCGACAAAUUAAUAAUGUGAAUGGAUACCAGCUGUUUUAAAUGCUUCAAAUGUAAUCACUUCACCUGCUUAUUGUACAAUUAAAAAUUGUAGCACUGCUCCAAUUACUUUAACAAGUGAAGCUGCUUGCGCUGGAUAUUUUACAAAUUGUACAACAAAGAAUGGUGGAGGAUGCGUUACUAAAUCAACUUGCUCAGCUGUCACUAUUGAUGUAGCUUGCACAACUGCUUUGAAUGGUACUGUAUGUGCUUGGGAUAGUGCAUAAAAUAAAUGCAGAGAUAAAGAUUGCUAAGAUUUCAGUGGAACUACUCAUGCUGCAUGUUAGGCUUAAAGAGCUGGAUGUACAGCUGGAGCUAGUGGAAAAUGUGCUAGAGUAUAAAAUUGUGAAUAAACUUCAGUAAGAGCAGCUUGCAUAGAAGGAACAAAUGGACCAUGCUUGUGGAUUGAUAAAUAUCUAAAUACUGAUGGAACUUAAGGGGCUUGUUUCAGAUAUACAUCAUGCAAGAGUUUAAAUUGGAAUAAUGAUAAUUCAUGCAAAUGGAUAAGUAAUAAAUGCACAACUAAUGGUUCAAAUUGUGUUGGAAUUACUUUAUGUUCAGAAACUAACACUGAUGGAGGUUGUGUCACUGGGUAUGACGGAGCUUGUAUUCAAUCAGUACCAGCCUUGAAUUCUUCAGAUCCAAAAGUAUGUAAACCUUACACCUCAUGUGCUGAUGCUUUCUACACAACUCAUUCAGAUUGUUAAAUUGCUAGUAGCAAGUGCACAACAAAUGGAACAACUGGCUGCAUAGCUUUAGGAUCAUGCUCAUCAUAUACUGCUUAGGCUGGAUGUUACUUCAACGAUAAGGGAACUCUAUAUACAUCUGGAGUUAUUACAUCCACUGGUAUUUGUACAUGGGAUACUACAUCAAGUAGUUGCAGAGAUUAAUCUUGUGCUGAUUUGACAGGCACAACUCAUGCAACAUGUUCUUCAUAAUUAUCAACCUGCACAUCAGAUGGAACUACUUGUUUACUUAAAGGAGCCUGUACAUCUUACACAACUUAAACUGCUUGCACAACAGCAGUUGGAUCUGAUGGAGCAUGCUACUGGGAAUUAGCAUCUGCUACAAAUAAUAAUACUGCAAAAUGUAGAUUACUUACUUGUGCUGAUAUUCAAAAUGGAACAGCAACUAACGUUUGUUCUGUAGCCUUGUCAACUUGUGUUUCAAAUGGAACUGCAUGCAUUCCAAAAGCCAAUUGCUCAACAUAUACAUCUAAGAUAGCAUGUAAUUCAGGAGGUUUGGAUGGAAUUUGUGUAUUCACUUAAUCAACAGCAACUGGAGCUGCUGCUGGAACUGGAACUUGUGCAUUAAUGACUGCAUGUACAGUUGCUAAUAAUGAUUAAACAGCCUGCUAAGCUGCCAGAGAUAGAUGCUCUUGGACUGCUGCUUCAGGAACUGGAGCAACCGCAGUUGCUAGUAAAUGUGCUACUCAUACUUGUGCUACAAAUUAAGCUACCAACGGAGCUUGUACAAGAUUCUUAAAUUGGGAUAAAAAGACUUAAUAGGUUUGUACUCUAGUAAGCGGAGCCUGCACAGCAACAGAUCCAUCAACAUUGUCUUCAAACGAUUGCUUCUUAGUUUCUGGAUAUACAUAUACUUGGAAUGCAUCAACAAGCAAAUGCGGAGUUUGCACAGCAGUUGUAGUUUAACCAAAUACCACAGACAAUAAUACCAACACUACAAAUAAUAACACAACAACAGACUCAGGAUACAUUCUUGGAUUGUCUAUCGUUUUAGGAUAUCUUAUGUUCUGAUGAGAAUGAUUUUUAAAUAUAUAUAGGGAAAAUUUUAUAAAAUACACAAAAAAAU
Messenger RNA from Paramecium primaurelia, 8650 nucleotides. Lineage: Eukaryota; Ciliophora; Oligohymenophorea; Peniculida; Parameciidae. The record is from the annotation of a GenBank genome assembly.